GAUUCUCUUUCCAUAACACCUUAGGUUAAACAGAAGAAAAGAAACACAGAACCCUCCAUUAAUUAACACCUCAAAUUCCGGCUUCAAUCCCUCUCUCUCUCUCUCUCUCUCUCUCUCUCUCUCCUUGCCACCGCAACAAUGGGCCACCCAACCCUUCUGCUCUCACUUUCUCUCCUCCUCCUUUCUUUCGCCACCUCCUCCGCGGACGACGGACCCGCCAUUCUCAAGCUCGCCGCUGCUCUCACCCCAACUCCGCCCUCAUGGUCCACCACUUCUUCCUCUGGCUUCUGCAACUGGAAGGGCAUCACCUGCGACUCCUCCUCCAGCAGCGUCAUUACUAUCGAUCUGUCUGCCAAAUCUCUCUCCGGGGCGGUUCCCUCCUUCUCCAGUCUCGCAUCCCUGCAGAAUCUCUUUCUCUCCAACAACAAUUUCUCCAGCGUCUCCUCUGGUGCCUUCGAUGGGCUUAACAAUUUGCAGGUCCUCAGCUUGGGCAACAAUGAAGGUAUUGAGCCUUGGCUUUUUCCUAAUUUAACCCAAUCCGCCGGCCUCACCAGCCUAUAUCUCGACAACACCAAUAUUUACGGUCCCUUGCCGGACAACUUCCAGCUCUUCUCCAGUUUGCAGUACCUCAGGCUUUCGUAUAACAACUUAACCGGAACGCUUCCGGCCUCUCUUGGAGGAACCUCGAUCCAGUCUCUCUGGAUCAACAAUCAGCAAAAUGGGUUCACUGGUACCAUCGACAUACUGUCCAAGAUGACGUCGGUGACCCAGGUUUGGUUCCAGAAAAACCAGUUCACGGGUCCGAUUCCAGAUUUGUCAAAUUGCACUUCUUUGUUCGAUCUUCAGCUUCGGGACAACAUGUUCACGGGUCCGGUACCCCAAUCUCUGAUUUCUCUCCCAAGUUUGAAGAAUAUAUCUUUGUCUAACAACAAAUUGCAGGGUCCUUCUCCCAAAUUCCCUCCCAAUGUGGAGAAGGUCACUAAUGAUGGGAUCAAUAAUUUCUGCAGCAAUAGCAGUUCUUGCGACCCUCAGGUCACAGUUAUGCUGGAAAUUGCAGGUGGUUUUGGGUAUCCCGUUUCACUUUCUGAUUCUUGGUCUGGGAACGAUGUACGCCAGUUUUCUUUUGUUACCUGCGAUACCAAGGGAAAUGUGAUCACUGUUAAUCUAGCCAAGAAGAAUCUUGUUGGGACU
Rubroshorea leprosula is the source of this 1191-nucleotide messenger RNA. Lineage: Eukaryota; Viridiplantae; Streptophyta; Magnoliopsida; Malvales; Dipterocarpaceae. The record is from the annotation of a GenBank genome assembly.